GGGAGGACAUCUUAUCUGCCGCUAAGCGCAACCAGCACCUGUGCGAGAGAGAAGCCAUGCUCCGGGAAGCUCUGAGAUUGCUCCCACCGAGGCUACGAGGUGGAAAGCCCGCCUUUUCGCUUUCUGCUCGGCCCUUUGCUUGCAGCCCGACCACUAAGAGGUGGGAAGAAAAACCAUCUUCUUUAGAAGCAAGAUGGAAAGAUACUGCAGAAACAGUCAUUAUUGGAGGUGGCUGUGUUGGUGUGAGCCUUGCCUAUCACCUGGCCAAGGCUGGCAUGAGGGAUGUGCUUCUGUUAGAAAAAUCUGAACUCACUGCUGGAUCUACCUGGCACGCAGCGGGGUUGACAACGUAUUUUCAUCCUGGAAUAAAUCUGAAGAAAAUCCAUUAUUACAGCAUCAAGCUUUAUGAAAAAUUAGAAGAAGAGACUGGGCAGGCUGUAGGGUUUCAUCAACCAGGGAGUAUUAGAAUUGCUUCAACCCCAGUUAGAGUGGAUGAAUUUAAAUACCAAAUGACUCGAACUGGUUGGCAUCCCACAGAGCAAUAUCUUAUUGAGCCAGAGAAAGUGCAAGAAUUAUUCCCUUUAUUAAACAUGGAAAAGGUAUUAGCUGGUCUAUACAAUCCUGGAGAUGGUCAUAUUGACCCAUACUCACUCACUAUGGCAUUGGCUGCAGGGGCCAGGAAAUACGGUGCUCAGUUAAAUUAUCCAGUUCAAGUUACUAAUCUGAAAUCUAGAUCAGAUGGAACAUGGGAAGUUGAAACUCCACAUGGAAUAAUUCGAGCAAACAGAGUUGUAAAUGCAGCUGGUUUCUGGGCUCGUGAAAUAGGCAAAAUGGUGGGACUUCAUCAUCCACUAAUACCAGUUCAUCACCAAUAUGUUGUUACUGCAACUAUCCCAGAAGUUAAGGACCUGAAGAAGGAAUUGCCUGUGCUUCGAGACUUGGAAGGUUCAUAUUAUUUGAGACAAGAAAGAGAUGGGCUUUUAUUUGGCCCAUAUGAAAAUGAAGAAAAAAUGAAACUACAGGAAUCCUGGGUAACACAUGGAGUCCCACAAGGUUUUGGGAAGGAGCUUUUUGAGUCAGAUUUGGACCGAAUAAUGGAACAUGUUGAGGCUGCUAUGGAAACAGUCCCAGUCUUGAAACAAGCAGACAUAAUCAAUGUAGUUGCAGGUCCUAUAACAUAUUCUCCAGAUAUUUUGCCUAUGGUGGGACCACAUCAGGGUAUUCAAAAUUACUGGGUGGCUAUUGGUUUUGGAUAUGGUAUCAUACAUGCUGGUGGCAUAGGAAAGUAUCUCAGUGACUGGAUGCUCAGUGGGGAGCCUCCUUUUGAUCUACUAGAAUUAGAUCCAAAUAGAUACGGAAAAUGGACAACUAUGGAAUACACAAAAGCAAAAGCAAGGGAAUCUUAUGGAUUUAACAAUAUUGUUCUUUAUCCUAAAGAAGAAAGAUUUGCUGGGAGACCAACAGAAAGAGUUAGUGGGCUUUAUGACAUCCUUAAAUCUAAAUGCUCCAUGGGAUUCCAUGCAGGAUGGGAGCAACCUCAUUGGUUCUACAGACCUGGGGAUGAGAUUGGAUACAAGCCUAGUUUUCGACGCACAAACUGGUUUGAACCUGUGGGUCAUGAAUAUAAACAGGUGAUGGAAAAAGUGGCUGUGAUUGAUCUUACUCCAUUUGGCAAGUUUAGCAUCAAAGGCACUGAUUCUGUUAAACUUUUGGAUCGUCUUUUUGCAAACGUAAUUCCAAAGGUUGGUUUCACAAACAUUAGUCAUCUGCUAACUCCAAAAGGCAGAGUUUAUGCUGAGCUCACAGUCUCUCAUCUGAGGCCUGGAGAAUUUAUGUUAAUUACUGGUUCUGGCUCAGAGCUCCAUGACUUGAGAUGGAUUGAAAUGGAAGCAAUUCGAGGACACUAUAAUGUAGAGAUAAAAAAUAUUACAGAAGAAAUUGGGGUAUUGGGUAUUGCUGGUCCAUAUGCACGGAAGGUUCUUCAGAAGUUAACAACAGAAGAUCUCAGUCAUGCUGCAUUCAGUUUUUUGCUAUCUAGAGAUUUAAAAAUUGCUGAUAUUCCUGUAACAGCAAUUAGAAUAUCUUAUACAGGUGAACUGGGCUGGGAAUUGUACCACAGGCAAGAAGAUUCUGUUGCUUUAUAUUCCACCAUCAUGGAAGCAGGCCAUGAAGAAGGAAUUGACAACUUUGGAACAUAUGCAAUGAAUGCACUAAGACUAGAAAAGGGUUUUCGAGCCUGGGGAGCAGAGAUGAAUUGUGACACUAAUCCCCUGGAAGCUGGACUGAACUAUUUUAUAAAAUUAAAUAAGCCAGCAGACUUCAUAGGAAAGCAAGCACUGAAGCAGAUUAAAGAAAAGGGGCUGGAACGACAACUUGUGUAUCUCACCUUGGAAACGGAUAAUGUUGAUCCAGAGGGGAAUGAAAGUGUCUGGUAUAAGAACAAGGUUAUUGGCAACACCACAUCCGGAUGUUACAGCUAUAGUGCAAAGCAGAGUCUAGCUUUUGCAUAUGUCCCUGUGGAACUCAAUAAAAUUGGACAAAAACUGGAAGUUGAACUUCUAGGCACAAAGUAUCCAGCCACUGUUAUCCAAGAACCACUGGUAAAGACUGAACCAACAAGAACACGACUUCAGAAGAAGGGUGGGAAUGCUGAAAUAUAAAAAACCAUCUGAUAAUUCUUUGAUAUGUCUUCCUGCUGAGGGGAGCUUGUAACCUGAAGCUUCCAGUAGCCAAUUUGUAAUCUAGGAAGUUUCUUCUUUAACUCUUCCUUUAAAAAAGAACAUUCACAUCAGACUGGGUUCGUAACAUCUGCUAGUUAAUUAUUGUUGCUUGUUUUUCUCUGAACACCUGUACAAUGCAAACUUACUUCCAGCAGCUGAACAUAGUAAUUGAUCCAAUAAAAGUAUCACCUUUUG
Molecule: messenger RNA, 2915 nt
Organism: Varanus komodoensis (Komodo dragon)
Lineage: Eukaryota; Metazoa; Chordata; Lepidosauria; Squamata; Varanidae
Gene: DMGDH
Product: dimethylglycine dehydrogenase
Exons: 17
Coding region: 57-2660 (867 amino acids)
Cellular component (GO): mitochondrion
Molecular function (GO): oxidoreductase activity; protein binding
Source: RefSeq, a predicted model, not a curated record